Aureobasidium vineae is the source of this 1419-nucleotide messenger RNA. NCBI's taxonomy places the organism in Eukaryota, Fungi, Ascomycota, Dothideomycetes, Dothideales, Saccotheciaceae. The record is from the annotation of a GenBank genome assembly.
GCCAGAGCUGUUCGACGCGCCGUGACGAACGAGAACGAUGAGAACGCCGCCACCACUCGUCUGACACGCGCAAAGGCCGCCGCUCUGUCUCAACCCGACGCGCUUGCCGCCGCCGACCCACCUAAGAAGGCCGCCCUCGGUGUGAAGCGUGCCACUACCACCAACACCACUGCUGCUGCCACCCAGCCUACCAGAAGACGCGCCGCCCUCGGCGAUGUCAGCAACGUGACCAAGAAUGAGACCAUCGACACAAAGGCUGCCCCUGCCAAGGGUGGUAAGCUCAGAGACGCACAGAAGCCUACCGGCAUCACCAAGCCCUCGACCCGCACCACUUCGACCCGUUCUGCCGCUUCCAUCAAGAGUGAUGGUGCCGAACCCAAGGCCAAGAGGCCCAUGCCUCUCUCAGGAACCUCUGGCAACGUCCCCAAGGCCAAGAGACACAUGGCAACCAAGAUCCCCAAGGUGGACGAAGACUUCGUGAAGGAUGCUGUCAAGAUCGAGGCUAUCGAGGAAGAGGAGGAGAGCACAACCCCCAAGGAGGAAGAGGAGUUGGACGAGCCUCUGCACAAGACUUUGGAGCAGCUGGCUGCCGAGGCCAAGGACCUGGACUCUGAGGAUCUUGACGACCCUCUCAUGGUUGCCGAAUAUGUUCACGAAAUCUUCGACUACAUGAAGGAGCUCGAGAUCACAACACUGCCCAACGCCGAGUACAUGGACAGCCAGGGCGAACUCGAGUGGAAGAUGCGCGGUAUCUUGGUCGACUGGUUGCUCGAGGUUCACACCCGCUUCCGCCUUCUGCCCGAGACUUUGUUCCUUGCUGUCAACAUUAUCGACCGCUUCCUCUCGACCAAGGUUGUUCAGCUCGACCGUCUCCAACUUGUUGGUGUCACUGCCAUGUUCAUCGCUUCCAAGUACGAGGAGGUUCUGUCUCCCCACGUCCAGAACUUCCGUCACGUUGCCGACGACGGCUUCACCGAGCAGGAGAUCCUCAGCGCAGAGCGCUUCAUCCUNGCUGCCCUUGACUACGACCUGAGCUACCCCAACCCCAUGAACUUCCUUCGCAGAAUCUCCAAGGCCGACAACUACGACAUCCAGACACGCACUCUUGGCAAGUACCUUCUCGAGAUUGGCUGCCUCGACCAUCGCUUCAUCAAGUACCCUCCUAGCCAUGUCGCCGCCGCUGCCAUGUACCUCGCCCGUCUCGUCCUCGACCGUGGCGAAUGGCAAGAAAUCGAACCUGUCUUCAAGCUCAUGGUCGACUACCUCCAUGGUCCCGUCCAGCACGACGCCUUCUUCCGCAAGUACGCUAGCAAGAAGUUCCUGAAGGCCUCUAUCGUCCUUCGCCAGUGGGCUAAGAAGUUCGCNCCCCUGCACCUGAACGACUGCGAUCGUGACGGCAGCGAGACUCCUCAAAUCUAG